This is a messenger RNA of Paramecium pentaurelia, 1654 nucleotides long. NCBI's taxonomy places the organism in Eukaryota, Ciliophora, Oligohymenophorea, Peniculida, Parameciidae. The record is from the annotation of a GenBank genome assembly.
AAUGUAUUUACUUAUGAAUUAGGGCCAUGAAAGGGAAUAUUAACCUCAUUCAAUCAGUGUUAAUGUUGUUGUGAACUUAGAAAUAAAUAAUUUAAAUUUUACAUUGUCUAUUGAGCCUGAGAUUUCAUUUAAUAUAUUUGCAUAAAAAAUCAAAGAAUAAAUAUUUGCAUAACGGAUGAAAGCUUAAUAUGAAGAAAAAAUAGAAUGGUAAUUAGGUAAUGGAAGCAAUCUUCAAGAAAACGAUGGAAGAACUCUUUAAUCAUUAGGUUUUACAAACAAUUGUACAUUAUAUGUCAGACUAAAACUAAAAAAAAUGGGUGCAAUCAGUGUUAAUGUUGUUGUGAACUUAGAAAUAAAUAAUUUAAAUUUAUCAUUGUCUAUUAAUCCUGAGAUUCCAUUUUAUAUAUUUGCAUAAGAAAUCAAAGAAUAAAUAUUUGCAUAACGGAUGUAACCUUAAUAUGAAGAAAAAAUAGAAUGUUAAUUAGGUAAUGGAAGCAAUCUUCAAGAAAACGAUAGAAGAACUCUUUAAUCAUUAGGUUUUACAAACAAUUGUACAUUAUAUGUCAGACUAAAACUAAAAAAAAUGGGUGCAAUCAGUGUUAAUGUUGUUGUGAACUUGGAAAAAGCUAAUUUAAAUUUAUCAUUGUCUAUUGAUCCUGAGAUUCCAUUUUAUAUAUUUGUAUAAGGAAUCAUAGAAUAAGUUUUUUCAUAACCGAUGUAACCUUAAUUUGAAGAAGAAAUAGAAUGGUAAUUAGGUAAUGGAAGCUAUCUUCAAGAAAACGAUGAAAGAACUAUUUAAUCAUUAGGUUUUAAAAAUAAUUGUACAUUAUAUGGCAGACUAAAAAGAAAAAACAUGGGAUUUUAUAAAAAAAAAUUAUAUAAAGUAUUAGUGGUAUUGGAUAAUAUAAUUGAAUUAUUUAUAGAAUAAUAUCAAUUAAAUCCAGUUUCGUGUCUUUUUCAUGAUAUUUUGAUAGAAUUAUUCAAAAAUUAACAACUUAAAUUUGAUCGUCCAUUUGCUUUUUUUAUAAAUGAAACAGAAAUUAAUCCAUUUGAUAUUCGAUAAAUAAGAGAUUUUGAAACAUCCAAAGGUAUAAUAUUAAAAUUAAUCGUCCCAAAUAAAGAAGUUAAUAAAGAUUCAAUGGAAAAAUAUCAAUUUGCUUUAAAUUUUAAUAAUUUAAUAAAGCCUUCUUCGAGAAAAAUUAUAAAAAUAGAGUAAAAUAAUGAUAUCGAAAUGUUUGCCUAUAAUGAUUAUUCUCUAUUCGAUAUAAUUUAAGUUAUUUGUAAAGAUUUAAAAAUUUACCCAUAUAAGUCAAUAAAUUAUUAUAUUAAUAAUGAAUAAUUUUAAGAAUCUCAACUCAAAAAUGCUUAUGCCAUUAAUAAUAUAAAAGUUAAUAAUUAAAAUACUAAUGAAACUGGGGGUAUUGUUGUUUUUAAAGUAAUUGGAGAUAUUUAUAAAAAAUUAAAAAUUAGGGGUUACAUAAAUGACUAUGAAUAUAAUAUUGAAGAAUUUAUGUCAACGAAUACUUCAAUGACAGAAUUCUUAAAAUAUGUAAAGUUCAAAAUAUUUGGUCCAAAAUAAAUUGAUUUUAAACAAACUAUUAUUGGAUAAGACGAUUUUGAAGCUAGAGUAUCUUAUGAAACGAUUGAAAAAUGA